ACGAAAUUCAAACACCAGUUUGAUGACGACUCUGUUAUUGCACGCGAGUUGUAAGAAAAUAUGGACCCAGAUCCUGAGCAAGAUCGUGAUUCUGAAGAGGUUGUUGAAAUUAUAGAAAUUGAUGACACUGAACCUCUUUCGGACGAUGACGAAGUCGUUGGAGAUGAUGGUCUGUCAGCUGACAUCAAUGAGAUGGACUUGGAGAAUGAGUUGCAGUAUAACUCGGAUGAGUUUGAAGAUGAAGUAACAUACAGGGAUGAUUCUACAUUUGUUUACAAGAAACAUGCAGAUUCUGUUUUCACUGCCCGGAUUGAUAAUAACACCUGUGACCUUGUGAUAACUGGAGGUCAGGAUGACACAGCUUAUGUCUGGUCUGCUUCAUCAGGGGAGACCAAGUUUCAGUGUGAUGGGCACAAGGAUUCUGUAACCUCCGUAGGAUUCAGCCAUGAUGGAGUGUAUGCAGCGUCUGCUGAUCUUGGUGGACUGAUCAAAGUUUGGAAAGUGGACACAGGCAAAGAAGUCUGGUCAUUUGAAUGUUCAGAUAUUGAGUGGUUGCAGUGGCAUCAAAUGGCCCAUGUUUUGAUCGUGGGAACACAAGAUGGAACCACCUGGAUGUGGAAGAUUCCUAGUGGAGACUGUAAAACAUUUAAAGGACAUGGAUUGUCAGCAGGAAGUGGAUGUUUGAUGCCAGACGGAAAGAGGGUGUGUGUUGGAUAUGAAGAUGGCUCAGUUAAAAUCUGGGAUAUGAAAACGGCAUCUUGUUUACAAAAUGUGAAUGGUAAAGACAUUCACUCUUCAUCAGUAGUAUGUAUAGACUGCCACCCAGACAAUAACCUGAUUCUAACAGGUUCAACAGAUGCCACCGCAAAGGUUAUCCACUCCAGUACAGGCAAGGUGGUGACCACAUUCAAUUGUGCUGAAGAAAAUUCUGAGGAUGAAAAUUCUGUAGAAAGCUGCGCAUUCUCUUACACACAAUCAUCACUUGCUGCCACAGGGACUCUUACAGGAAAGUUAAGCAUUUGGGAUGUCCCAACCCAGACAAACCGCAACACCUGCCAGCACAUUGGAGGGGUGGUAAAGCUGAAAUGGGACACAACUUCUCCACUGGUCUACACAGCAUGUCUGGAUGGAGUGGUCAGAAUGUGGGAUGCCAGAAAUGGCAAAUGUUGCUUGGAAUGGUCGGGGCAUCAGGAUGCUGUGCUGGACUUUGAUAUUUCCAGAGAUGGAAAAACUCUUGUGACAGCUUCAGAAGAUAACACAGCUCGUGUUUUUUCAUUACAUAAACCAGACAGUUGAAGAAAUGUACAACCUUGUUUUUAUUAAAUCAGUUUAAUUAAAGGACCUCGUUUUGUUAAUGCUUAAAAAUUUCAAUUUCAUGAUAUGAUAUUGAUGAAGCUUACACACACGUUCCGUAUACAUACUGUUUAUGUUUGUUACUUGGUUUAUUUGAACCUUUAACCUUGAAUGAGCUUCCAGAAGUCAUUUUAACUUUUCAACAUAAUGUUUAAUCAAACACUGCUUGCAAAUUAAUAUAAAUAGAUGAGGUGAUUUUAUUUACCAGUAUUGUACUAAGGUUUCUUUUGUAAAAAUUAGGUGAAAUUUAAAUUGGUGGAAAAUAUUUAUUUAAUGGUUUUGUUGUGAUGAAGCAGUA
This is a messenger RNA of Magallana angulata, 1651 nucleotides long. RefSeq names its product angio-associated migratory cell protein-like. Gene Ontology annotation, molecular function: protein binding. NCBI's taxonomy places the organism in Eukaryota, Metazoa, Mollusca, Bivalvia, Ostreida, Ostreidae. The coding region runs from base 61 to 1296 and encodes 411 amino acids. The record is from RefSeq and is a predicted model, not a curated record. The transcript has 11 exons.